AUGACAAACCUUGAGCAAGGGCAUCAGACGCCUGCCGUCUGUCAGUCAACGUUGGGAAGUUCAGUGCGUGGUGUUGAAAAUGGCGCGUCUACUGUCACGGCGGACACCGCUUACGACGCCGAAGACAAUAAUGCAAAAGAAGUCUCCAACGGCAAUGAAGCUUGUUUCAAUGACCAGAAUCUCCGAGUGCCUAACGCUCGCCAUUGGAACUCAAAAUACAAACUAUUUGUUUCGUUUAGUGCCAUUUCUUCUUAUUUUGUUAUGUGGGUCAAUGUAUUCAAUCUCGCCGUCCAAUAUCGAAUAAACCUGACCUGA
Molecule: messenger RNA, 315 nt
Organism: Penicillium verrucosum
Lineage: Eukaryota; Fungi; Ascomycota; Eurotiomycetes; Eurotiales; Aspergillaceae
Exons: 1
Coding region: 1-315 (104 amino acids)
Source: RefSeq, a predicted model, not a curated record